Messenger RNA from Oncorhynchus mykiss (rainbow trout), 5499 nucleotides. NCBI's taxonomy places the organism in Eukaryota, Metazoa, Chordata, Actinopteri, Salmoniformes, Salmonidae. The record is from RefSeq and is a predicted model, not a curated record.
CAGUUCACUCAUUUGUUUAGGCAGUAGGGAGGUUCUGUCAGGGUCUGGAUUGGAGUAACAAAGUGCCGGACCCUGCUUUUUAUGGUUGGAGUCUGAGGAGUUAAAACAGGAUUCCCCUUGCCUCAAAGAGUCUACAUGUCUAAUAUUUAGACAUGUUCAGCUUUGUGGAUAUUCGGUUAGCGCUGCUGCUCAGCGCAGCAGUGCUAUUGGCAAGAGGUCAAGGAGAGGACGAUAGCGGAUUCGGCAGCUGCUCGUUGGACGGCCAACAGUACAACGAUAAGGAUGUAUGGAAACCAGAACCCUGCCAGAUCUGCGUCUGCGACAGCGGAACCGUUAUGUGCGACGAAGUGAUUUGCGAGGACACAACCGACUGCGCCGACCCUAUCAUCCCCGACGGCGAAUGCUGUCCUAUCUGCCCCGAUGACUCCGAGAGCGAGGAUCCCCAGUUACCAGAAGGUCCUCAGGGACCACAGGGAGGUGAUGGCCCCAAGGGUGACGAUGGUCCUGAGGGUGUUCCAGGUAACGAUGGCGUGGAUGGCCAGCCUGGCCUGCCCGGCCCCCCAGGCCCCCCUGGACCUCCUGGCCUUGGCGGCGGAGUCUUCUCUCCUCAGAUGCACCAUGGUUAUGACCAGAAAUCCAGCGGUGGCCAGGCCCAAAUGGGACAGAUGGGCCCUAUGGGGCCCCGUGGUCUUGCUGGCCCACCAGGCAACACCGGUCCCCCCGGUCACCAUGGUCCCCCUGGCGAGCCCGGUGAGCCUGGCGGUUCUGGUCCCAUGGGUGAACGUGGUGCAAUGGGCCCCCAGGGCAAGAACGGAGAUAAUGGUGAGCCUGGCAGGUCUGGUCGCCCCGGUGAGCGUGGCUCCGCUGGCCCUCAGGGUGGGCGUGGAACCCCCGGAACUCCUGGGCUCCCCGGCAUCAAGGGACACAGAGGUUUCAACGGUAUGGAUGGCGCCAAGGGAGACGGUGGCCCAGCUGGCCCUAAGGGAGAGGGUGGUUCCCCUGGAUCCAGUGGCAACCCCGGUGCUAUGGGUGCACGUGGUCUUCCUGGUGAGAGAGGUCGCCCUGGACCCGCUGGCUCUUCUGGUGCUCGUGGUAACGAUGGUAACUCUGGUCCUGCUGGAUCUAAUGGACCCACUGGCCCAUCUGGUGCCCCUGGAUUCCCCGGAGGUGCUGGAGCUAAAGGAGAGACUGGUCCUCAAGGAGGACGUGGCUCAGACGGACCCCAAGGAUCUCGUGGAGAGCCCGGUAACCCCGGACCCGCUGGUGCUGCUGGACCCUCUGGUGCCCCUGGAGGUGAUGGCCAAGCAGGAGGCAAGGGUUCCACUGGUGCUGCUGGUAUCUCUGGUGCUCCUGGUUUCCCAGGAACUCGUGGCCCCGCUGGACCCCCUGGAUCUGGUGGUGGACCCGGCCCCAAGGGUAACCAUGGUGAGCACGGAGCCCAAGGCCCCAAGGGAGAGCCCGGUGUAAAGGGAGAGCCUGGUUCCGCUGGUCCCGGUGGACCCCCUGGACCCUCUGGCGAGGAGGGAAAGAGAGGUGCCCGUGGUGAGCCCGGUGGAGCUGGUGGUGUUGGACCCCCUGGAGAGCGUGGAAUGCCUGGUAUGCGUGGUUUCCCCGGCUCUGAUGGAGCUGCCGGUGGCAAGGGUGGCCCUGGUGAGCGUGGAGCCAAUGGACCAAUGGGAGCCCAAGGUGCCACUGGUGAGGCUGGUCGUCCUGGCGAGCCUGGCAUGCCCGGAUCCAAGGGUAUGACUGGUAGCCCUGGUAGCCCCGGACCCGAUGGGAAAGUUGGCCCUGCUGGUGUCACUGGAAACGACGGUCGCUCCGGACCCCCAGGCUCCUCAGGAGCCAGAGGUCAGCCUGGAGUCAUGGGAUUCCCCGGACCCAAAGGACCUGGUGGUGACAAUGGCAAGCCCGGUGAGAGAGGUGAAGCUGGAGCUGUUGGUGGUCUUGGUGCUCCUGGUAAAGAUGGUGACUCUGGUGCUCCUGGACCCCAAGGGCCUGCUGGUUCUCAAGGAGAGAAAGGAGAGGGCGGCCCCGCCGGGCCUAAUGGAUUCCAAGGUCUGCCUGGAACUCAGGGAGCUACUGGUGAGCCUGGCAAGGCUGGUGAGCAGGGUGGGCCCGGUGAGGUUGGAGGUCCUGGCCCCAGUGGAUCCAGAGGUGACAGAGGUUUCCCAGGUGAGCGUGGUGGCAUCGGAUCUGCUGGCCCCGCUGGACCCCGUGGAGCCAAUGGUUCUCCCGGUAACGAUGGAGCUAGGGGUGAGAGUGGUGCUGCUGGUGCCCCUGGCGGUAUGGGAGCCCCAGGUCUGCAGGGAAUGCCCGGAGAGCGCGGCUCAGGCGGCAACUCUGGUGCCAAGGGAGAACGAGGUGAUGGUGGCCCCAAGGGAGCCGACGGUGGCCCUGGAAAAGACGGCAUGCGUGGUAUGACUGGACCCAUCGGACCCCCUGGACCCACUGGUGCUCAUGGAGAGAAGGGUGAGGGUGGUCUCGGUGGCCCCCCUGGCCCCACUGGAGGUCGCGGUUCCCCUGGUGAGCGUGGUGAGCAUGGUGCCCCUGGACCUGCUGGAUUCGCUGGACCCCCUGGUGCUUCUGGUAUGCCUGGUCCUGGUGGGAGAGUCGGUCCUCCUGGUGGAAGUGGAGCCCCCGGAUCCGCAGGCCCCCCAGGCCCCGCUGGUAAAGAGGGACAGAGAGGUGGACGUGGUGAAACUGGUAUCGCUGGUCGCCCCGGUGAGGCUGGAGCCGCCGGACCCCCAGGUCCCUCAGGAGCCUCUGGAGCUAAGGGUAACGAUGGUCCAAUGGGAGCCCCAGGAACCCCCGGACCCGGAGGUAUUGCUGGACAGCGUGGUAUUGUGGGUGGCCCCGGAGGAAGGGGACCCAGCGGUACUCCAGGAAUACCAGGAACAGCUGGAGAGCCCGGUAAGCAGGGACCUGGCGGCCCCGUCGGUGAGCGUGGCUCCCCUGGCCCCAUGGGACCCCCUGGCUUGUCUGGUGCUCCCGGUGAAGCUGGUCGUGAGGGUUCCACUGGUCACGAUGGUGUUUCUGGCCGCGAUGGACCCCCCGGCCCCAAGGGUGACCGUGGUGAGAAUGGUAAUGCUGGUUCCCCUGGUGCUCCCGGACCUCCCGGUGCCCCCGGUCCCUCUGGUGCUUCUGGCAAGACUGGUAGCCGCGGAGAGUCUGGUCCUGCUGGUCCCGCUGGCCCUAACGGUCCUGCUGGUGGUCGUGGUGGUCUUGGACCUGCUGGUGCUCGUGGAGACAAGGGAGAGGCUGGAGAGGGUGGAGAGAGAGGCCACAAGGGACACAGAGGUUUAAACGGCAUGCCCGGUCUUCCUGGACCCUCUGGUUCCCCUGGCGAGUCUGGGCCUGCUGGACUUAACGGACCUUCUGGACCCCGAGGACCCCAUGGUUCUUCUGGCUCCACUGGCAAAGAUGGCAUGAACGGUCUGCCUGGACCCAUUGGACCCCCCGGACCCCGUGGUCGCAACGGAGAGAUGGGAGCAGCUGGUGCUCCUGGUUCUCCUGGUCUGCCCGGACCUCCAGGUCCCGCUGGUGGCGGCUUCCAUGUCGCACCGAUCUACAACCAGGAGAAGGGACCUGACCCCAUGCGAGGAGGAGGAGGAUACCACUACCGCGCUGACGAGCCUGACAUGAUGAACGGCCGUGACAUGGAUGUGGACACCACCCUGAAGAGCCUCAGCCAGAAGGUGGAGAACAUCCGCAGCCCCGAGGGAUCCCAGAAGAACCCCGCCCGCAUGUGCCGUGACAUCAGGAUGUGCCACCCCGAGUGGAAGAGCGGCCAGUACUGGGUGGACCCCAACCAGGGCUCUCCUCUGGAUGCUGUCCAGGUCUACUGCAACAUGGAAACCGGAGAGACCUGUGUCUAUCCAUCCCAGGAUACCGUCCCCAUGAAGAACUGGUACACCAGCAAGAACAUCAGGGAGAAGAAGCACGUCUGGUUCUCAGAGUCUAUGGACAAUGGCUUCCAGUUCCAGUAUGGUAGCGAGGGAUCCAACCCAGAAGACGUCAACAUCCAGCUGACCUUCAUGCGCCUGAUGUCCAACGAAGCCUCCCAGAACGUCACGUACCACUGCAAGAACAGCAUUGCCUACAUGGACGAGGCCACGGGCAACCUGAAGAAGGCCCUGCUGCUCCAGGGAGCCAACGAGAUCGAGAUCAGAGCCGAGGGCAACAGCCGCUUCACAUACAGCGUCAGCGAGGACGGCUGCACGUCACAUACUGGCACAUGGGGCAAGACAGUCAUCGACUACAAGACAUCAAAAACAUCUCGCCUGCCCAUCAUUGACAUCGCUCCUAUGGACGUUGGUGCACCUGAUCAGGAGUUUGGCGUCGAAGUUGGCCCCGUCUGCUUCGUAUAAAAAAAAAAAGAAAUGUGGACAUGAAAUUGUUUUUUUUCUAGCCGGCAUCUCUAAUUCUAUUUUCUAUGCAUUACCUACAAACUCAUUUGGUUGCCAAACAGUUCCACGAGUUUGAAACUACUCUGCUGAAGACGUCGUUUGUGUGUUUUUGAUUCUGAAUAAUUUGUUUGAGGGGACUGCUACUUCAACCGAAACCUACAACAAGCAAGGACACUUAAAAAAAAAAAUUUUGUUUCCACUGGACACAAGAAAAUGAUUUUAAGUCGUAAAGUGUAAAAUCUCCCCUGGAGAAACACAAUGAGAUACAGGUGACUUUUUUUACCACUGCGGAAGGACAAUGAAACCAUCAAAUGCUAUGUACCAUUUUCUGGUAUUAAAUACAUCUUAAAAAUCGAGUGUCUUGUUCUAAAUUCAUGACAAAAAAACAUCUGAAAGUUCACCUUCACUUUAAAUACCUUAAUGGCUACCUCAGAGAAGAAGUCCAUGUUACCCAACAUGUUUCAUGAACUCUAGGUCAGAUUUUACGCUACAGGAGUAUUAUUAGAAAGAAAACAACUGUCAAAAGGUGCUAUAAUAUCAACACAUGAGGUCCAGUUAUUGGUAUUUGAUAGAGAAUUCCUUUCCUGUCAUAAUUAGCUAACAACCAUCGGAUCUUUGGUGCUAACAAAUCAACACAAUGUCUUCCUUGUUGUCAAUGUAGUUCAAUUGUUUUCUUUGUCAAGUGUUGGUUAAUUAACAGUUCCGGAAUAUGACUUACUGUGGAUAUAAUUCAUGCUAUGGUGUCUGGUGCAGAUUUAAGCAAGUGGUUUUGUUUUUAGUUAUAUUUCAUUUCCCCUGCCCCCACCUGAUGUUUAAGUGUCAACCCUUUAUGUGUGCCUUCCCCUUCCGAUUGUCCCUUUCACUGCACCACUCAACCCCCCCCAUCCUUUCGUUUGUGUUUUGUUUGUUGAAAAAAUAGAGUUUCUAAAAAAAGAAAAGAGUAAAAAAAAUCUGAGAAGCAGACACACUUCCAUGGUUUUGAAAAAAGAGAAUCUGUACUGAUGUUGUACAUGUAUAAUAAAUCAAGAUGUUUUUAAUUAUUUGGAUACUGAAUAAAGCAUGUGAAGUGGUCUACUCAAUGUUUGACAUGUCA